UCUGGCGUCAGUUUAAGUUGGGCUGCCGUCGAGAUUAAAAGCUUUCGCUCUCCGCUGAGUUUCGGUUCUUUUCGUUUGAGUUUCCUCAGUUUAUUCUUGAGUGGCCAAUCACCAAUUUCAGCUGAUGCUUGUUAUAGAUGCCCCAAUCGCGACACAGUCAGCGGAUCCAACCGGAUAGCUUUCAGAAGCGCGCCGUACGCCAACGGUGAUUUAUAACUGGUUGACUGUCUCUGCAGUGUCAAAAGGCGCAAUGAAACUAAACGUGAUAUAAGAGAAGAUUGCGUGUUGCAUCCACUGAUGAGAAGAUAAACGUGUGCUUUUUUCAAAAAAGAACCACCUGUGCACUAUUUGUUCGUUGAGAAAAGGAGAGCCUGUAUAUGGAGAACGUGAAGUGGUACAUCACUUAAAUAAGCAAAAAUAAUAAUUCUGUACAUGUAAAAAUGUAAUUGAACAAGAUCGUCAUAGGCCUGAAUUUUGUCAAACUACGAUAUAAAAUUACCAAGAAGGAAAGUAACGGUUCUAUUUGCUUUGAAAUGGCUAAACAAGGCUUGAAAUGUUGCAAGGAUAUCCAGGCGCUCGUUCAAGCGUGCCGCCGAUGAAUGUACAAAUCCUGUAAUCUCUGAAUCAUAAAACGAUUCCAACGAAAUCGGGCCGAGCAGUCUAAUAAAACUUCUAUAUAAGCCAUUAAAGUGGGGACGUCUUCUCUCGAAUUGUGUCUGCUGGGGGCGUUUUGCGGGUUACGAUUCCGUAUCAAAAGAAAAGAACGCAAAGAAAGAAAGUUGAUAUUGUCAGUGUCGUCAUCUUAAAAGGCAGAAACAGCGAUAGGGGAUUCUGAUUGUAAGAUAUAAGUGUGUGAAGCUGUCUGUGGUGAAAGUGUCGAGUGAAAAAUUUGAUCAAUUACGUCGCUGUAUCCUAUUUAGCACUAUAGAGGACCAACCGCCAACGGCAAAACCAAUCCUGGGCUUCCAGCACGCCAAAUAGCAAUAUUUGUGGGAUAUAUUUUUACUUUAGAUGAGAAAUAUACCGAAGAGCAUCGCCAUGAAGCUUUCCGAGAGUAAAUCCGACACAUCAAUCAUCGCCAACCUGUACAAAUCGAUUAACCACAAUUACCGGAGGCUGUCCAACACGAGCAGCCUUCUGCAUCGGAUUCCGGACAUGGAGAUACCGUUCUUGAGCAUCGCGGACGAGUAUGACGUCGAGAAAACGAUAGCGGAAGGCUGUUUCGCUAAAAUAUUUCUUGCUCACCACCGGCAUACCGGGACCACAGUUGUGCUCAAAGCAAUACACACCGAGCUCACAACACUGAAGGAGUUCAUCAAAGAAUUCCACUACAACUAUCAGCUCAGUCAUCACCCAAAUAUUCUCAGCUGCUAUCAGGUUAAGUUUCAAACAAAUGAAUACUACGUGUAUGCCCAGGAACAUGCGAUUUUCGGAGACUUGGCAGCGAAUGUUGGUUCUAAUGGGCUGCCCGAAUCGGUCUGCAAGAAGAUAGCUGAGCAGCUGAGCUCAGCGUUGGGGUUCAUGCACCUGAAAGGGUUGGUUCAUCGGGACCUGAAGUUGGAGAACAUUCUAGUAUUUACGCCUGAUUUUUCGCGAGUAAAGCUGUGUGAUUUUGGGACAACCACCCGUGAAGGCAUUUUAGUCAAUAAGAACAAUAAAACGUGGAUAUCAUUCCUACCCCCAGAAGUAUUAGAGGUUGUGAAAAAUGAAAGAUUCAUCUGCAAAGCAUCAUCAGAUUCGUGGCAAUUUGGAAUGGUCUUAUACGUUUGCCUGAUCGGAUCCACGCCAUGGAAGUCUGCCGAUUGGGUUCGCGACGGCAAGUAUGCAGCUUUCAUGAAGUACCAGAAACGAGAAACAACUAAAAUUCCGGAAAAUUUCAAGCGAUUCACGCCACGUCUGCUACGAGCAUUCCGGCGGAUUUUUGAACACAAUGAAGAAGAUCGAGCAAAAGUCAGUGAUAUUAUGAAAUAUAUGAAAAACAAAUGGAUGGACAAUAAGAUCACCACUUCUAAAUCUACUUCAAACAUUGCAAGCAAUCUUCAACAACAGGCUUCCUCCGAUCAGGAUUCUAUCAAAUACAUUAACCAUCGAGAAAGUCGAAACUCUUUCGACGGCAGGCUUCGUGCGCGGAGAAUGACCAGCUUUGGAGGAUUAACGCCGGAGCCCACUCCUGUGUCCGCUGUGGAUCAGGAAUCUAUCCGCAACAAAGUAUGGGACUGGUUGGAAUCGAACGAUUUGAACCGCCACGACAGCAUGGACGACGUAGUGGAUUUCUCCUUUUGGAACAAGAGCGAAUCUAAAUCGUAUCAGUUUGCCAAACGGGAAUCGAUUAUUGGGGCAUGUUCCACGACGACGACCACCACCAUGACGCUAACCACCAGCGCGAGAGAUGCCAGCAGUGCAACCAGUGGACACCGUUAUAAAUAGAAUGUCUGUGUAGGCAACGUGUGCUCCUAAAAUGAUCCACCAGCUAGAUCCAUCCCGGAGGAAUUCAAUAAGUGUAGUUAUGAAGAUAUAGCACCCUGUGCAGAACCAAUGCUCGAACUACAACACCUUUCCUCGCUAGAUAAAAGAGAUGAAUAAAUCACUCCUUCUGUCGUCCGCUAGAAUAUAGGUAGUACAUGUGAUUAUAUUAAUUAUAUGUGUGAUAAAAAGCGAUAAACAUCAGUAAAGUCAUGCAAAAGAUCGUAGAUGGUACAAUACAGAAAAAUAUAUAGUUUGUUAGUAUUUUAGCAAGGUGAUAGAGUGUUUAUGACGGUAUAUAUAUAUUUAUGAUAAUAAAGUAGAAGGAAAUUUAUCUAACUACGAUUGAAAUGCUAGUCAGAACGAAUAGUUCAACUUAAAUAAUCGUUUCCAUUGAAUGUUAUGUUGGUAUAAAUGUGAACUUGGCGAAGUAAUGGUAUGUAGAAAUAUUAUUUGUAAACGUAUUUGAAUUAUACAGAAUGGACGUAUUUUGAAGCGCUAAAGAACUGUUUAUAUAAUAAAAUGGAACUUAUUGGAAAUUGG
Molecule: messenger RNA, 3006 nt
Organism: Armigeres subalbatus
Lineage: Eukaryota; Metazoa; Arthropoda; Insecta; Diptera; Culicidae
Gene: meng
Product: serine/threonine-protein kinase meng-po
Exons: 2
Coding region: 1012-2427 (471 amino acids)
Biological process (GO): peptidyl-threonine phosphorylation; peptidyl-serine phosphorylation
Molecular function (GO): ATP binding; protein serine/threonine kinase activity
Source: RefSeq, a predicted model, not a curated record